UAGGCUACUCCUAUUUCAAAAUAUAAACCCUCACAACGCCCUUUCAUCCCUCCCCACAUCGCCUCCCUCUCUUUCAGUAAUCUCCCCGAACUCUUCUUCCUGCAAAAAUGUCUUGCUUCAAGAGCAAAUACGCUGAUGAACUCAUUAAGAAUGCUGCCUACAUUGGCACCCCUGGGAAGGGUAUCUUAGCUGCUGAUGAGUCAACUGGCACAAUUGGCAAGCGUCUAUCCAGUAUCAAUGUUGAGAAUGUCGAGGAAAACAGGCGAGCCCUUCGUGAGCUCCUUUUCUGCGCCCCUGGUGCUCUUCAAUACCUCAGCGGAGUUAUUCUCUUUGAGGAAACACUCUACCAAAAGACUGCAUCAGGCAAGCCCUUCGUUGAUGUCUUGAAGGAAGGAGGUGUUCUCCCUGGUAUCAAGGUUGACAAGGGUACCGUUGAGCUUGCUGGCACAAACGGUGAGACCACAACUCAGGGUCUUGAUGGCCUCGGCCAGCGCUGCGCAAAGUACUACGAAGCUGGUGCACGUUUUGCCAAAUGGCGUGCUGUGCUCAAGAUUGGUGCCAAUGAGCCAUCUGAGCUGGCCAUCCAUGAGAAUGCCUAUGGUUUAGCCAGAUAUGCUGUCAUCUGCCAGGAAAAUGGCUUGGUCCCCAUUGUAGAGCCUGAAAUCUUGGUUGAUGGUCCACACGAUAUUGAGAAGUGUGCCGCAGUAACAGAGCGUGUUCUUGCUGCAUGCUACAAAGCUCUCAAUGAUCACCAUGCCAUACUUGAGGGUACUCUCUUGAAGCCGAACAUGGUUACUCCUGGAUCAGAUGCUCCCAAGGUUGCACAUGAGGUUAUUGCUGAGUACACAGUCCGUGCACUUCAACGUACUGUGCCCCCGGCAGUUCCUGCUAUUGUAUUCUUGUCUGGUGGCCAGAGUGAGGAGGAGGCCACCCUCAACCUCAAUGCCAUGAACAAACUAAACACCAAGAAGCCAUGGUCUCUAUCCUUUUCCUUUGGACGUGCUCUUCAGCAGAGUACCCUCAAGGCCUGGGCUGGCAAGCCGGAGAAUGUGGGGAAGGCUCGUGCUGCAUUGCUUGCCAGAUGCAAAGCUAACUCAGAGGCUACUCUUGGUACGUACAAGGGUGAUGCCACUCUUGGUGAGGGUGCCUCAGAGAGCCUCCACGUCAAGGACUACAAGUACUAAGAAGUCCCAUCAUUUCAAAGUUCCGGAGAGUCGCUAUCUCGCCAUAGUUCUAGCUUUCUUUUUUCUGUGAUGCUGCUCGGAUUUUGCUUGGAACUAGAUAAUAAAAGGAUGAGGAAAAACACUGGGGUGUUGAGCUUGAAUGGCUUUGAUCACAACUGUUUAUGUUUUUGUUUUCUAAGAUUCAAUUAAGAUUAUGAUUGUAUUUUGUUGCAACUGAAGUUUUUCGCAUUGCUUCUUCA
Populus euphratica (Euphrates poplar) is the source of this 1423-nucleotide messenger RNA. Its product is annotated as fructose-bisphosphate aldolase cytoplasmic isozyme. Gene Ontology annotation, biological process: glycolytic process. Bases 108 to 1184 code for a protein of 358 amino acids. The transcript has 3 exons. Gene Ontology annotation, molecular function: fructose-bisphosphate aldolase activity. Lineage: Eukaryota; Viridiplantae; Streptophyta; Magnoliopsida; Malpighiales; Salicaceae. The record is from RefSeq and is a predicted model, not a curated record.